This is a messenger RNA of Ilex paraguariensis (yerba mate), 2235 nucleotides long. The record is from the annotation of a GenBank genome assembly. Lineage: Eukaryota; Viridiplantae; Streptophyta; Magnoliopsida; Aquifoliales; Aquifoliaceae.
AUGAUGGAUGAUCCAAAGACCGUGGUGCUCGAUAUAAGCUCGGAUGAAGAGGUGGGUUGGGGUGAGACUAGAGGGGGUUGUGAUAGUGCUGGUGAUGUUGACUAUGAUUGGAUAUCAGAACUUUUUGAUGGAGUUGACAAAAAAACUGAGGACUCUGAUGAUGUGGUGGUGGUGGGUGAGAUGGUGCUGAACCCAAAGCAGAGAUUGAAGUCUUCGGGUGUUGUUGCGGGGUCUAUAGCCAAAGAUGAGGACGAUGAUUGUGUGGUUUUGGAUGGUGAUCCUGAUAAACCAAUGGCAAUAGAGAACGAUUCGGGGGCUGAUUCGGAUGAUUUGCUCGUUGUUAGUGAGAAGGGUCAGGUUGCAUGUAGAGACUAUCCUCAUCCACGACACCUUUGUGUUAAGUUUCCCUUUACUUCCACUCCACAUGACAGGCAUUGCGACCAGUGCCACUGUUAUGUUUGUGACUCACUUGCUCCAUGUAUCCAUUGGGGCACUGGUGUUUCCGGUGUCGACCAUUGCCAUGCCACUGAUAAAGAGGAGCUCUGGAAAGUUAAGAGGAAAAGUUCAAAGAAUGGCGAUAAAGCUCUCCCACCAAUUUCUGGAGUUCCUGAUGCUUCUCUCUCGGCAGGAAUACUUCACAUGAACCUAGUUACACCAUUGACUCCACUUGAUCCCAACCCUGUGCCCCAGAUUGAGAUUUGUAGGCCAGCCCUUGUCCGUCCUUCUACUUCAACCAACUUUUACACCCCCAAUACCAUAAGUCAAGGUAGGAGCCAGCGAACAGGAUAUGGUGCCCCCAGAGAUAAGUUUCAUCCAUAUUUGGUCUCUGAACAGUUGCUCAGAACAUCAAACAAUGGUAAUCCAAGGGACAGAAGGCACAAUUUUGAUAAGUUUGGCCCUCAGUUAAUCUCCCCACGUGCAAUGUUGAAGAGGACAGGAUCAGUUGGGCUUGCUAAUCGGUCUGGCUACAGUUCAGCUAACAACAAUUAUGGAUCUCAAUACCCCAGGAAUCCCUCUUCCGUGACAACAUUAAGUGACCACAAUCCCAUUAGGUGCCAAGAUUUUCGUAGCUUCAUGACUACAGCGUCAAAUAGAUAUCAGAGCUCCUCACAGCCAAACACAGGCAGCAUUGCUGCGAUCACUGUGCCUUCUCAAUCCACGUUAUCCUCUCAGCUAAACAUGGGAAAUAUGUUUGCAAAUUCAGUGCCUUCUCGACCCCAAGUAUCAUCUCAGCCUUAUGUGUGCGCCAUCUUUCCAAAUUCAAUGUCUUCUCAAUCCCAAGUAUCCUCUCAAUCAAAUUCAGGGAGCAACUAUAUAAAUUUAGUCUCUCCUCAUUCCCAAGUUGUGUCUUCUCAAUCCCAAUUAUCCUCCCAACCCGAUGUAGGCUGCACCCAUGCAAUUUCAGUGUCUUCUCAACUCCACGUAUCCUCCCAAUCUAUUGUGGGCAGCUAUCCAAAUGCAAUGCCAUCUCAACAUCAGGUAUAUAUUCAGCCUGAUUCCGGAUCACAGGUUAGCCAAAAUGCUUUCCCACUAGAAAAUCAAACUCCAAGUGCUGUGGAUCCAGGCUUCACAAGUACCAACUUAGGUUGGGUUACCCCUACCAGCCUAAGUAACCAACAUCUGGAAGAAAAUUCCCAACUCCAUAGUGUAACAUCAAUAGAUCAUCUCUCACUUGAGACAGAAUUUGAUCCACUGUUUGUUGGAAGCACAAAUUCUGGCUCAUUAGAGUUUGAUUUUGAAAGUUGGAUUUCGGAAAAUGAGCAAGUUUCAGGGCCUCCUGGGUUCAAUGUGCUUUCUCCUGAACCUGCCCCUUUAGAUGCAGGCGGUUUCUUUGAUUUUUAAACCUUCUGAAAUUAAAAUUGUAUAGCUUAUGUGUGGCUCAGAUUCCCGGCUUUUUGCUUAAGGAAGAACGAUAGGAGAGAAACACAUGCCAUGGAUGAUAAGAGGAUUUGUGGGUUUACAUUCAUCAUAGGGAGAUUUGUAGUUUGAGAUAGCAGUUUCAUACAUCAGGUACGCAGAGACUGCCCCUGUGCUGAAGGAUUUUAUACAGAGGCUAGUGGCUUUUGUAAAUUUAUUUCACGAAUCCUAGUUUCUUUUAUUUAUUCCUUUUUUUGAAUAAAAAAAAAGUGACACUAAGUUGCACUAACCUGCUAUUUCAUUUUUGGUUCUUGAAUAUGCUUACCAUAACAUAAUUAGACCCUAAGAAAUGGGUUCACGAUGACCAAGGGGGAGCAG